Letharia columbiana is the source of this 753-nucleotide messenger RNA. RefSeq lists its product as uncharacterized. The transcript is spliced from 3 exons. Lineage: Eukaryota; Fungi; Ascomycota; Lecanoromycetes; Lecanorales; Parmeliaceae. Gene Ontology annotation, cellular component: nucleolus; nuclear exosome (RNase complex); cytoplasmic exosome (RNase complex). The record is from RefSeq and is a predicted model, not a curated record. Gene Ontology annotation, biological process: rRNA catabolic process; poly(A)-dependent snoRNA 3'-end processing; U4 snRNA 3'-end processing. Bases 1 to 753 code for a protein of 250 amino acids.
AUGGCAAACAUUACGUUGUCCCCACUGUACCGCGCAGAUGGCUCUGCAAAAUACUCAAAAGCCGGCUACUCCGUGAUCGCUGCCGUCAGUGGUCCCAUUGAGGUGCAGAGAAGAGAUGAGUUGCCCGAAGAAGCAGCUGUUGACAUUGCGGUAAGGCCAGCUGCCGGUGUAGGUGGGUUACGAGAAAGGCAUCUCGAAUCCAUUAUUCAAAACACCCUCCGCCGUGUCAUACUAGUCUCAGCACACCCACGCAGUCUGAUCCAAUUCACGCUACAAAUCGUUACCAGCCCAGAAGAUGGCACUGUCACUGGCAAUCUGCCCCAAGCUGCUUCUAAUCUCCCAGUCCUACCCGCUCUCUUGCAGGCCUCGAUCUUGGCUCUGAUCUCGACCUCCAUACCCCUUUCGAUGACAUUGACAGCAACGCUCGUUGCUGUCAACUCAAAUGAUACACUGAUACCUGACCCCUCGGUGCAACAGAUAAAGCUGGCAUCUUCCAUUCAUGUCCUCGCAUUUUCGUCACAUGGGGAAUUACUGGUCGUAGAAAGCGAGGGUGACUUUACGAUGGACACGUGGGAAGAAGUCUACCAGAAAGCUAAGUUGAUCUGUCACGGAGAAGAGGAAUAUAAAGGCGAAAGCGAAAGCGAAGACAUGAGCAUGAACUCGGAAGAUGUCUCAAACCUGGAAAAUGUCCUGAAAGACGCCGUCGAAAGAAAGAUCGCCAAGUCGCAAAGAUGGAAGGAGAGUAUGGGCUGA